Molecule: messenger RNA, 1494 nt
Organism: Aspergillus saccharolyticus JOP 1030-1
Lineage: Eukaryota; Fungi; Ascomycota; Eurotiomycetes; Eurotiales; Aspergillaceae
Exons: 5
Coding region: 158-1468 (436 amino acids)
Biological process (GO): glycolipid biosynthetic process
Cellular component (GO): lipid droplet; plasma membrane; mitochondrion
Source: RefSeq, a predicted model, not a curated record
AUUUUCCUCAUCUCAAGGAGCCAGUCUUGUCACUGCAGCAAUCACCACCUUCUGUAUACAUUCUCCAUCGCAGCAACUUCAUUGACAUUUUCCAGUCUACAAUUCAGUCAACUGCACACCAAAGGUAUCAUCAAUCGUAAUAGCCAUCGCCAUCGAGAUGGAGCCACAGCGAGAGUACGACAUCAUUCUGCUUGGCCCCACCGGUUACACAGGACGCUUCUGUGCCCAGCACAUCGUCAAGCAUCUCCCUACCAACCUGAACUGGGCGGUGGGAGGACGCUCGCAGUCCAAGCUUGAGCAAUCUGUAAAAGAGUUGAGGGACUUGAAUCCUGAUCGCAAAGACCCUGAUAUCCUUACUGUGCAGCUCAAUAGAGAAGAGCUCGACCCGCUGGUCCGCAAGACGAAGGUCAUCAUCAACUGCGUGGGGCCGUACUGUUUGUACUCGACGCCCGUGGUCGAAGCAUGCGCUAGCAAUGGGACACACUAUGUCGAUGCCACUGGGGAAACCCCUUGGGUGAAGACGAUUGUCGACAAGUACCAUGAGACAGCCAAGUCGAACGGCGCCGUGAUUAUCCCCUCCGUCGGCAUAGAAAGCGCCCCAGCAGACAUGCUAGCUUGGGCUCUGGUGAAACGAAUCCGCGAAGACCUAGCCUGCGAUACCAACGAGGUCAUCUCCGCAAUCCACGAGAUGAAGUCUGCCCCCGCCUCCCCUUCUCUCCCCCACAUCCACAUACUCCCAAAACUAACCCUCCAUCCCAGAUCCUCCGGCGCAAGCGGUGGCACCCUAAGCACCGUCCUCACCGUCUUCGAUACGCUCUCCCUAUCCGACAUUAUCAAAACCGCCGAUCCAUUCUCGCUAGCCGCCACCAAGCCAUCCCCUCACCAACAACCGCGCGAGCCCCUCCUCGCCCACCUUUCCGGUGUCCGGUACGUCCCCGACCUCGGCGCGCUGACGACCUCACCCUCCGGCCUUGCGGACGUCAACAUCGUCCACCGCAGCAGCUCGCUCAUGCCCGAGCUCUACGGCUCACGCUUCCACUUCCGGCAGUUCCUACGCGUGCGCAACGCGCUGGUGGGCGUGCUCUUCCACUACGCGUUUUUGGUCUGCAUCUCGCUGCUGGUCCUCGCGCCGGUGCGCGCCCUCGUGCGCCGGCUGGUGUAUACGCCCGGCACGGGCCCGACGGCUGAGGCGUCGGUGAAUGAUCUGGUCGAGUAUCGGGCUGUGGCGACGGCGGAUCAGUCCGGGAGGCCGAAGCGGGCGUUCGGGAAGCUGCGGUACCAGGGGGGCAUGUAUGAGUUUACGGGGUUGAGUCUGGCGGAGGCGGCGAUGGUGAUUCUGGAGAAUGAGGAGAAGGUGAAGCGGGUGUCGCGCGGGGGGAUCGUGACGACGGCGGUGCUGGGGGAGGAGUUGUUGGAGCGGUGGGAGAGGGUGGGGUGUCGGGUUGAGACGCAGGUGUUUGAGCAUUAGCUUUCUUUCUUGGUUGGAACUUUUCC